AUAAUAAUAUAUAUUAUAUUAUAUAAGUUUUAGUGUAUUGUAUAUACUGUACAAUUAAAUAUAUUCAUUUGAACUCACUUGACGCUAUUCACACGAAUGCCUCUGGGCCCCAAAUGUAGUGCCAAACACUUUGUAAACAUGUCCAGGGCACUUUUAGCCAUACACACUUACGGGUCUAAGUCCGGCGACACUCGAGAUUCAGCCCUAACUCCCAGUGCUUUCUGUUUGGAAAGCGAUUCACACUUUUUGACCACAGAUUGGAUUCUCUGGUCAUCCCUUCCAGUGAUGACUACAUUUGCGCCCAAAGACGACAACUUCAGAGCAAUCCCUUCGCCGAUACCCGAAGACGAGCCUAAGGUUUAA
Oppiella nova is the source of this 363-nucleotide messenger RNA. NCBI's taxonomy places the organism in Eukaryota, Metazoa, Arthropoda, Arachnida, Sarcoptiformes, Oppiidae. The record is from the annotation of a GenBank genome assembly.